ACCCCUUCUGCGGUUCGACAUUUGCUUUUAGAUUUUUCUUGAUAGUAAUAAUAAUUUACUAUCCACAAAAAUUUAUACGAGUAAGGAGUUCCUGUAAGACACACAUAAGCAAAUCGAGAUAGACUUUUUGUUUCUAUGAAUUUUUAGAUCCGAUUUUUAACCCUAGAUUUUGGAGUGGAAGAGUUUUGAUUUCCGUGUCAUAACAGUAUGGCGCAUCGAAGAUCAAAAUUAUUUUUCUUCUGCAUUUUCUCAUGCUAUGUAAUUGCCAUUUCCGCGAAGAGUUAUUAUGAGAUUCUGCAAGUGCCUAAAGGCGCUUCAGAUGAGCAAAUAAAGCGAGCCUAUCGAAAGCUUGCAUUGAAGUAUCAUCCUGAUAAGAAUCAAGGAAAUGAAGAAGCUAACAAGAGAUUUGCAGAAAUCAGUAAUGCUUAUGAAGUAUUGUCGGAUGGUGAAAAGAGGAGUAUAUACGAUAGGUACGGUGAAGAUGGGCUUAAACAGCAUGCUGCAAGUGGUGGUGGCAGAGGUGGGGGAAUGAACAUUCAAGACAUCUUUAGCUCUUUCUUUGGUGGAGGUCCAAUGGAAGAGGAAGAGAACAUUGCGAAAGGAGAUGAUGUGAUUGUUGAAUUGGAUGCGACGCUAGAAGAUCUAUAUAUGGGGGGUUCCUUGAAGGUGUGGAGAGAGAAAAACGUAAUAAAACCAGCCCCAGGGAAAAGACAAUGCAAUUGUAGAAAUGAAGUUUAUCACAGGCAAAUUGGUCCAGGAAUGUUCCAGCAGAUGACCGAGCAGGUCUGCGAACAAUGCCCAAAUGUGAAGUAUGAAAGGGAAGGCUAUUUUAUCACCGUGGAUGUUGAAAAAGGCAUGCAAGAUGGUCAAGAAGUGGUCUUCUAUGAGGACGGUGAGCCCAAAAUAGAUGGUGAAGGUGGAGAUCUGAAGUUUCGCAUCCGUACUGCACCUCAUGAUGUCUUCACAAGGGAAGGAAAUGACAUCCGUACAACAGUUACAAUUACUUUGGUGCAAGCCCUUGUCGGUUUUGAGAAGACCAUUAAACACCUUGAUGAUCAUCUCGUGGAUAUUAGCUUUAAGGGUAUUACAAAGCCCAAGGAAGUAAGGAAAUUUAAAGGUGAAGGGAUGCCGUUACAUUUUAGCAACAAGAAGGGAGAUUUAUAUGUCAUGUUUGAGGUUUUGUUUCCCACUUCACUAACGGAGGACCAGAAAACAAAGAUCAAGGAAGUUCUUGGAUAGAAGUUACAGUUUUCUACUCCGAUCGAUCUAAAAUAUUUCCCGUUGUUACAUGGCCGUUCAUGUGGAAGAUUCAAACCACACCUUCGUAGCUUAAGAGCUGAAUUUGGCAGUAAAAUGUGUCAUUUUCUUCGUGUACUGCUAUUGAAUUGAUAUUAUAUUCAACUGAGUUGAGGGACUAGAUAGCAUAGCAUUGAGUUGUAGAUUGUUAUUGUGCAUUGCAUUUCGUUUAUGCUGAAGGUUUUUGAUAUGCCUCUCGCAAUAUUUCCAUGAUAUCUAAUCACUUUUUAUGUUA
Messenger RNA from Olea europaea var. sylvestris, 1531 nucleotides. Its product is annotated as dnaJ protein ERDJ3B-like. The record is from RefSeq and is a predicted model, not a curated record. The transcript has 10 exons. Lineage: Eukaryota; Viridiplantae; Streptophyta; Magnoliopsida; Lamiales; Oleaceae. Bases 208 to 1239 code for a protein of 343 amino acids. Gene Ontology annotation, biological process: protein folding.